AUGGCAUCGAACCCGGGUGAUGUUAUCCAGAAGCCAGGUGGCCGCCUGCAAGCUGUCGAGGUGGAGUCUGGAGAAGACACGCAGAUCCUGGCUUGCAAGGUGGUGAGCUUCAGGGACAUGUCCACCCAUCAAAUCAACAGGCUCCUCCAAGAGGUGGCACUCCUGAAGAUGCUCAACCACCCAAACAUCGUACAGUAUUACGAUCACUUUGUAGACAAGAAUAAGGAGUUCUACAUUGUGAUGGAGUACUGUGAGCAUGGUGAUCUGUCUCACCUCAUCAAACAUGCCAUCAAGAAAGGGAAUUCUAUAGAAGAAGAAUUCAUUUUUCAGGUUUUGGAGCAACUUGCCUCAGCGCUGAAGCACUGCCACAGUCGUCCUGAUGGGAGUGUUGUGCUGCACCAGGACCUGAAGCCAGCAAAUGUUUUCCUCCACCAGAACCUCACCGUGAAGCUCGGUGAUUUUGGGCUGGCAGAGAUCCUUCCCACCAAGUACCACUUUGCACAUUCAAAAGUUGGGAGUCGGCCGUACAUGUCUCCAGAAAAAACUAACGGCAAAGUUUACAAGGAGAAGUCAGACAUCUGGUCCCUGGGGUGUCUGAUUUACUACCUGUGUGCCUUAAAGCAUCCGUUUGCUGCUGGUGGAGCAAAAAAAAUGACAGACAACAUCAACAGUGGGGAGCACAAAAGAAUCCCGUCCCGCUAUUCAGACAAACUGGACUCCCUAAUCAGGGACAUGCUGCAAAUCAGGGAGGACUUGAGGCCCUCAGCUGAGGACAUACUCCACAGAUGUCUGCAGACUGACGUGGCUGACGAUGAAAUGGAAAAGUCACAUGACCCUGUUCAUCAUCUUCCUCCUCCCAUGCCGCCUGCAGAUGUCAGGCCCAACGAGGAGGAACUCCAGAAACCCCAGAAGAGAACGUGGAAGCUGGAUAGAAAGAGGAAGCUGGAGUCUGACCACGGUCACCAACCCAAGAGGAGGUGGAAAGUGUGGGAAGCAGAUACCCUCAACUUCAGGCUAAAACCUAAGGUCCCUAGCAUGUGUCAGUAG
Messenger RNA from Thalassophryne amazonica, 1047 nucleotides. Its product is annotated as serine/threonine-protein kinase Nek2-like. Gene Ontology annotation, biological process: protein phosphorylation. The record is from RefSeq and is a predicted model, not a curated record. The transcript is spliced from 7 exons. Lineage: Eukaryota; Metazoa; Chordata; Actinopteri; Batrachoidiformes; Batrachoididae. Bases 1 to 1047 code for a protein of 348 amino acids. Gene Ontology annotation, molecular function: ATP binding; protein kinase activity.